AUGGGCAUUGUGAACAUCUCUGUCGCGCCCUCCGCGAAUGCCCUUCGAGUCUCCACGGCUGACGAUGGCUCUUCUUCUCUCGUUUUCCGGGAAGGUGCCUUUUCCGUAUCUAAUUCCAUCUACUCGGGCUCUGUCACCGACGGCAAGGCCCUGCUAGCCGCCGGUGUAGAGGAACAGAAGAAACGUGUCUCCACCGUUCGAUACACCGAGAUCUCUCCGGGUGUUGUGCAGGUGGACAUUGUUCCUCUCCAAGACAUUGGCGACCAGCUUCCUGCCCCGGACACGCCCAUCGAGGUGGAGGACCCUGAGGAGGGCGAGAGCGAUGAUGAAGAUCCUAUCCUGAUUCCAGACGAGCCGCCGGAGCCGGAGCCGGAGCCAGAACCUGAGCCAGAGGAACCUUUCACGGGCGUCAUCACCACCUCGAGCUUCGCUUUCGAAGAUGACGACAUCAUCUAUGGUGUAUGGGAGUAUCCUUUCAACGGCUCCCUCUCCAACCGCGACAUCACGUUUGAAGUCAAGGGCCUCUUUGGCGAGCAGCAGGGCAUCAACUACGCCAAUGCCCGUGCUCCUUUCUUCUUCACCCGGUCCGGCUUCGGCGUCUACGUCGACACCCUUGCCAUGGGCACCUUUUCCUUCCAGGGCUCCACCGCCAGCUUCUCCUUCGCCGCCGACGAGGAGGUUAGCUACAAGGUCCUCUUCAACCCGGACCUCAAGGCCCUCUUGCAGGAGGACUUCCACGGCACCGUGGAGAACGCCGAGGACAACCUCUACGAUAUCGUGGACCACCUGUACUAUAAUGAGAUUCGUGCUACCGGCAUGUUUGCGGACAGGCCGUACGGAACCGGAAAUAUGUCCUUUGGAAACUUUGACUUUGAUCCCGAGUUCUUCCCCGAUCCCGAGGCCUUCAUCGCCAACAUCACUGAGUGGGGCUAUGAUUUCCAGGUCUGGGUCGCCAACCGAGCUUUCCUCGACACCGAGCUCUACACGACCGCUCUCGAGAAUGAUUGGCUCUUCCCCGGCAUCAACGGUGAAGAGUUCCUCGGCCCAGCGCUUGAUCUCACGAUUCCCGAGGCCUACGAGUAUUUCCAGGAUAGGCUGCGAUACUUCACCGAUAUUGGCGUCAAGGGCUUCAAGAUUGACCGCGGCGAGGAGCACGAGCUUCCCGAUGAACUCCAAAACAUCCAAAACACAAUCUUCCAACAGCUCUGCUACGACGUCAUGGUAGAGAAGUGGGGCGUCGGAAACUUCUUCUCCUUCUCCCGCUCCGUCGUGGACCGCGCCCGCUCGCUCACCGCGGUUUGGAACGGCGACUCCCAGGCAGACUGGGAGGGCCUCGCCUUCUCCGUCACCUCGGGUAUCCGCGCCGGCCUGCUUCUCUACUCGACCUGGGGCUCGGACAUUGGUGGAUACACACGUCCCGACGAGACGACUCCUGGCGAGGAGCUCUGGGCCCGCUGGAUGCAGUUUGGUGCCUUCUCUCCUCACUAUGAAAUCAUGGUUGGUGAUGGCCACACUCCCUGGUACGAGCCCUACAGCAGCGAGCUCGUCGAGAUCCUCAAGAAGACGGCCGAUUGGCACAUUCGUCUCAUCCCCUACAUCCGCUCCUACACGUACCAGUCCGCCCAGACAGGUAUCCCCGUCAUCCGCGCUCUCUUCCUCGAGUACCCGGGCGAUCUCAGCAUCUACGAGACCGGCGACGCCUACGCUUUCGGUGCCGAGUUCUUCGUCGCCCCCUUCGUCGCCGAGGGCGGCGUCCGGACGGUGUACUUCCCAGACGCCGGCGAGAACUCGACCUCGCACAAGUUUGUCGACUGGUUCAACAAGACGGCCGUGUACGAGGGCGGCACCGAGGUCGAGGUUGCGCUGCCCCUGGACGAGAUGCCCGUCUACGUGCGCGAAGGUUCCAUCGUCCCCACGGGAGACAUCCACCAGGGUAACGCCAAGUGGAUCGAAGACUGGAAGCCCAGCCUAGAGAUUGAGUUCUACCCCAGCUACGCCGUCGAGGAGUCCCGCUUCGAGUACCUUACGGCCGAUGGCGAGAUUGCCGUCAUCACCAUGAGGACUAACCGCGAGGAGGAGACCGUGCUGGUUGAGACGGACGCUCUGGGGGUCGCGGGUGUGUUCAAGGUUUACAGCAAGACUGGCGCCGCGGAGAUUCCGUUCACCGAGGCCUCCAUGAGCUUCUUGAUGGACAAGGUCGCCACCCUCUUCGACUAG
Molecule: messenger RNA, 2217 nt
Organism: Parascedosporium putredinis
Lineage: Eukaryota; Fungi; Ascomycota; Sordariomycetes; Microascales; Microascaceae
Source: the annotation of a GenBank genome assembly